This is a messenger RNA of Argentina anserina (silverweed cinquefoil), 1325 nucleotides long. RefSeq names its product zinc finger CCCH domain-containing protein 14. The transcript is spliced from 3 exons. Gene Ontology annotation, molecular function: metal ion binding; mRNA binding. NCBI's taxonomy places the organism in Eukaryota, Viridiplantae, Streptophyta, Magnoliopsida, Rosales, Rosaceae. The coding region runs from base 203 to 1111 and encodes 302 amino acids. The record is from RefSeq and is a predicted model, not a curated record.
UUCUGGACUUUCCCACUCUCCUUUUCCAAGCUGCUCAAAAACCCCUUCUUCUUCCUCCUCCUCCUCUAGAGUUAGGGUUAGGGUUAGUGUUACUCAGCUUCUUCUUCAUUUGGUUUUCAAAAUCGGACUAAAAUCCCUAUUCUUAUAUUGUCAUACGGCGUCGUUUAGAGGUCGUUUCGGAUCUCGAUCUGUGGUUCUUGGAAUGAUGGAUACUCGUAAACGAGGCAGGAAUGAAGCUUCUCCCUUUCACUCUAAUGGCGGCUUCAAGAAGAACAAGCAAGAAUUGGACUCCUUAUCAACUGGUGUAGGAAGCAAAUCGAAGCCAUGCACCAAAUUUUUCAGCACCACCGGCUGUCCUUUUGGUGAAAGCUGCCAUUUCUUGCACUAUGUUCCUGGUGGCUACAAUGCUGUGGCUCAGGUGAUGAAUCUUGCACCUCCUCCUCAAUCGUCGAGAAAUUUUGCUGGUCCACCAUCCCAUUCAAAUGGUUCCAGUACACCUUCUGCUAAAACUCGCUUGUGCAACAAGUAUAACUCUGCUGAAGGUUGCAAAUUUGGUGACAAAUGCCAUUUUGCACAUGGUGAGAGGGAACUUGGUAAGCCCUUGUCUCUGUCCUAUGGCCAUGAUGAUCCCCGUGCCAUGGCACCUCCUCCAGGCCGUAUGAGUAGUUGGAUGGAGCCAGGACAUGCACCCCCGCAAGGCCCGGCAUCUAGUUUUGGUGCUUCAUCUACUGCAAAAAUCAGUGUUGAUGCUUCACUCGCAGGAGCCAUUAUUGGGAAGGGUGGUGUAAAUUCAAAGCACAUUUGUCAUCAGACAGGGGCCAAACUUGCGAUUCGGGACCAUGAGUCGGAUCCCAAUCUCAGGAACAUUGAACUUGAAGGAACCUUUGAACAGAUUCAGCAAGCUAGUGCCUUGGUGAGAGAGCUAAUUCAGAGCGUCUUGAUGCCUGGCCCUAACAAAACCCCCGCAAGAGGAGGCCCUGGAGCUCCUGCUCCUCCGGGAAGCAACUAUAGGACAAAACUAUGUGAUAAUUUUGCAAAAGGGACUUGCACCUUUGGAGAAAGAUGCCACUUUGCACAUGGAGCUGCUGAAUUGCGCAAACCUGGAAUGUAAUGGCUCGUUCAUGUGUUCCUUGCAAUCAAUCUUGUAUUAGUGGGCGAGCUAUUCUGAUUUGUCAGUUGUGCACUGCUCAACCUAGUAAGACUAACAAGAUCAUGAUAUUAGAGUUUUUUUGUUUCGGCUUUUUGCUUCCUUUAUUUGGUAUGAUAGCGUGUAGGAAUAAUUGUGCUAUCUAAAUGUGAUUAAAUGGUGCUCACGUUAAACUGGA